AUAACAUAUAUGUAUAACAUAUAUAACAUAUAUAACAUAAAAUAUAAAAUAAUACACACAAAACUUAGGAAUUCUCUUGCGUAGAUCACACUAGAGAGCAUUUAGUUAUGUAAAGUUGAUUACUACACACGGAUGGCUGAUGAUAAAGCUUUUCAUAGGAAGUAUAUGUUGUGCAAUUUGAGCAAAAAAAAAAACAAUUGCAUUUUAUAUAAUGUGCAUAUAACCUAAAUGGCUAAUUGCCCUGAUGCCAGGAUAUGUAACAUGACAAAGCCUCAGUUAUAUUACUGUAUACCCAACAUCAACUUUUGCGUUAAACCGUGUAAUCGACAUAACAAUAGUAAAAAUAGCAAUGCAGAUUAUAAAAACUUUUUUGAGCAUCACAUCCGCAAACGACGUUAGCAAACAGGCACGGCAAACACUUCACAAAAAGAACACAAAAUGCACAGGCACAAUGCUACCGUCAGACACACUAACCUAUGUACAUCAAUUCUACAACAAGAUGGUAUACUGUUUGGUGGAACCACACAAGAAGGACCUUCGCAUCGUUAAUACUUGCGACACGCGAACUCAUCAAGAGCUGCUCAAAAGCGAUGAUGCCGCAAAGAAGACAAAGCGAAGGAAAAAAGCAAAGAAAGACAAUAUUGAACAUCGAUUAUCACUCAGGUGGACUGAAGGAAGUGCAGUGAAUAACUAUAAAGGUAAUUUAAUUAUUCUUUUUAUUUCGUUUACAAACAACACUCUUGCGCAUGUUCUUGCAAGCAAGGCGGCUCUUGGAAUUACGCAAUUUUGA
Anopheles merus is the source of this 790-nucleotide messenger RNA. RefSeq lists its product as uncharacterized. The record is from RefSeq and is a predicted model, not a curated record. NCBI's taxonomy places the organism in Eukaryota, Metazoa, Arthropoda, Insecta, Diptera, Culicidae. Bases 350 to 790 code for a protein of 146 amino acids. The transcript is spliced from 3 exons.